Molecule: messenger RNA, 1212 nt
Organism: Diplodia corticola
Lineage: Eukaryota; Fungi; Ascomycota; Dothideomycetes; Botryosphaeriales; Botryosphaeriaceae
Exons: 2
Coding region: 1-1212 (403 amino acids)
Source: RefSeq, a predicted model, not a curated record
AUGCCGACCGACAGGAAGGAAGCAGCCCUCGACAAUCCAGAUGAAGACGGAGAAGAUCUGUUGCCGCCUGGUGAACACCUAAGUCGGCGCGUACAUGAAGACAUUGCUGAUCCGGAUACGGCCGACGAAGCUGGACCCUCUGAUGAAGUUGCUGGCCAUAGUGACCCUCUGAGAUCCCUGGUCGAUGGCUUGAACGCCAAUCAGAAUUUGCUCAAGGCCGACGGUGCUAACAAUGGCCAGUACGAUGUCGUACGCGUGCUGCCUUUCAUGUGGGAGAAAGAACAACAUCGCGGGCAUCGCGGGCUGAGAAAGGAGUUGGACCGUUUGAGCUACAUCUUUGACACGUACUUCCAAUUCCGGGUCGAACCGAUCUAUAAAAUUCCACCGCAAAAUCCUCAAGUGGAGCUUUUUGGGCGUAUCAUUUCGGUCCUGGGAGAGUGCAAGACUCGACGCGAGCUAUUCAUCCUCGCGUACUCUGGACAUGGAAGAAGGUCUGACCAGGGCACCGGAUCUCUUGAGCUAGCAGGAGAUCAUUCAAUAGAAUGGAGCGGCAUUCAACAAACAUUGGAGGCUGCGAUCUGCGAUGUAGCCAUCAUCAUGAAUUGCUGUUACGCUGGAGCAGCCACUCUCAAAGCCCCAUCGGGAAGAAAAGAGCUCCUUGCCGCUUCCUCGUGGGCGGCAGUUGCUCCCGCCGCUCCGUCGUUUCUCGACAUGGUCAACGUCCAACUGCGAAAAUUGGUAGACGAAGACAAACCAUUUUCGCUGAGGGACUUACACGACAGAACACACAAAGAAGCACUACGUCGAGAGAAAAGCGACUAUAAGCUUGGUCAUGCGAAGAGGAAGAACAACACUGCAGUACCGUACUAUCAACAGAUUUGUGGAACAAGCAGUAUCGUACUCCGUCCAAAGAGACGUGAAGGGCGACCAGUCCCCAAUCAAACUCUUGUGCGGAGCAUCUAUGCUGAAUUCAAGAUCAACGAUAUCAACAGUUCUACUGCUGACGCAUGGGAGCAGUGGUUCACUGGUGGAGAAAUCCCGACAAACAUCAGUGCUGUUUAUUUCUUCACGGAAGAAUCGUUGAUGGAUGAUCGGUUCGAGCCUAGGAUAAGAGACCGGUUUUUGGCCGCGCUUGAUGGCAUUGAUCUUAAGAGCUGGAUCGUGUCGCAAAUUGAUUCGCACCGGCAGCACACCAGAGAGGACGAGGGUUGA